Prosopis cineraria is the source of this 2098-nucleotide messenger RNA. RefSeq names its product WRKY transcription factor WRKY24-like. The transcript is spliced from 5 exons. Gene Ontology annotation, molecular function: sequence-specific DNA binding; DNA-binding transcription factor activity. The coding region runs from base 99 to 1883 and encodes 594 amino acids. Gene Ontology annotation, biological process: regulation of DNA-templated transcription. NCBI's taxonomy places the organism in Eukaryota, Viridiplantae, Streptophyta, Magnoliopsida, Fabales, Fabaceae. The record is from RefSeq and is a predicted model, not a curated record.
ACCUCUUCCUGCUCUUCUUAUUAAACCUUCUUUUCUUUAUCUGUCUGAAACUUUUCCUCUCCACCCUCUCUGCUUGUCCUUCUCAAUUCCUCUCUCUUAUGGCAUCUUCUUCUGGAAGCCUCGACACCUCUGCUAACUCCCGCUCCACCUUCACUUUCUCUACGCGUUCAUUCAUGAACACUUCUUUUUCCGACCUUCUCGCUUCUCCGGCCGCCGCCGACAUCCCCGCCUCCGCCGUCGAUAAGCCUCGCGGAUUUUCGGAUCGUAUAGCAGAGAGGACUGGGUUGGGCAUGCCCAAAUUCAAGUCGACCCCGCCUCCUUCGCUGCCUCUCUCUCGUCCUGCCAUUUCUCCUUCUUCUUACUUCGCCAUCCCUCCUGGGAUGAGCCCAGCGGAGCUUCUUGACUCGCCUGUUCUCCUCAAUGCGUCUAACAUAUUGCCAUCUCCGACCACUGGAGCAUUCUCUGCUCAGGCCUUCAAUUGGAAGAGCAGUUCUGGGCAACAGCAGCAAAAUAUCAAAGAAGAAGACAAGAACUUCUCAAGCUUCUCGUUUCAACCCCAACCCAGGGCUCCUCUUCCAUCCACCACAACGUUUCCAUCUUCAGCUGCCUCGAAUCAAAAUCAACAGGCAUGGAGUUUUCAGGAAGCCACCAAGCAAGAUAACUUCUCUUCAGGAAAGACCAUAGUGAAAGCCGAGAACGCUUCAAUACAGAGCUAUUCCACUGAGAUGGUCAGCAAUGUCCAGACAAACCAUAACAGUGGGUUUCAAUCGGAUCAUAGCAAUUACCACCCACAACCUCAGACCUUAAGCAGAAGAUCAGAUGAUGGAUACAACUGGAGAAAAUAUGGGCAGAAGCAAGUGAAAGGAAGCGAGAAUCCUAGAAGCUAUUACAAAUGCACAUAUCCUAGUUGCCCAACGAAGAAGAAGGUUGAGAGAUCUUUGGACGGGCAAAUUACAGAGAUAGUUUACAAGGGAACACAUAACCAUCCCAAGCCUCAGGCAACUAGGAGAAACUCAUCAAAUGCAUCUUCUCUCGCCAUUAUUCCUGCUACAAAUUCUGUGACCGCUGAAAUGCAAGAUCAGUCAUUUGCCAGCCAUGGUAAUGGACAAAUGGAUUCAGCUGCAACACCAGAGAACUCGUCCAUAUCGAUGGGAGAUGAUGAUUUUGAGCAGACUUCCCAGAGGACUAGAUCAGGAGAUGAGUUUGAUGAAGACGAAUCUGAUGCCAAAAGAUGGAAAAUGGAAGGUGAAAAUGAGGGUGUAUCGGCAGCUGGAAGUAGAACAGUGAGAGAACCCAGAGUUGUAGUCCAGACAACCAGUGACAUAGAUAUUCUAGACGAUGGGUACAGAUGGAGAAAAUACGGGCAAAAAGUAGUGAAGGGAAAUCCAAAUCCAAGGAGCUACUACAAAUGCACACACCCAGGAUGUCCAGUGAGGAAGCACGUAGAGAGAGCCUCACACGACCUGAGAGCAGUGAUCACAACCUACGAGGGAAAGCAUAACCAUGAUGUCCCUGCGGCCAGAGGGAGCGGCAGCCAUUCCGCGAACAGGCCUCCGUUGAACAAUUCCACAAACAGCAACGGUGCAAUCCCCACAGCCAUAAGGCCAUCGGCCAUCGCACACAACGCCAACAAUUCAAUGAACAACGGUGGUAUUCAGAAUUACAGGGCAGCAGCGUCAGGACCAGAAGGUCAAUCAUCAUCGCUUGCCCUAGGGAUGAUUCAGGGCCCAGGAAGCUUCGGGUUUUCGGGGUUCGGGAAUCCGAUGGGGUCUUUCAUGAACCAUAGCAAUAUUCAGCAGCAACCACAAUCGGAGAACGGGUUUUCUUCCAGGGCCAAGGAGGAGCCCAGGGACGACGUGUUUCUGGAAUCUUUACUGUGCUGAAUUUUAACGAAUUGACAGCAUGGUGAUGGAAGGUUCCGUUAAGUUUUACUUGACCAAAGAAGACAAAAAGGAGGAGAUAGAUUCCAUUUAUUGCAUUAUUUAAUUUAAGUUUGUUGUUGUAUAUUAGCCACAGGAUCGACAUAUACUGCUGUAUAUUGCCAUAAUUGUUGUAUGUUCGCGCGCGCGGCGUUGGUAAAAUUUUUUGAUUGUUUUUA